Cuscuta epithymum is the source of this 1011-nucleotide messenger RNA. Lineage: Eukaryota; Viridiplantae; Streptophyta; Magnoliopsida; Solanales; Convolvulaceae. The record is from the annotation of a GenBank genome assembly.
UGUUUCGUGCUUUGGGUUCGGUUUUCCCACCCCUGAACGCCUUUAUAAACGUCUUCUCUCUUCCACAAUCUCGUAAUUCGCAAGGUCAUCUGAUUCUCGAUCUAUUUUCAUACGGAGUAUUUUCAUAUCCACCGAAGCCCUUUCAAGAUGCAGAUCUUUGUGAAAACCCUAACGGGCAAAACGAUCACUCUGGAGGUCGAGAGCUCGGACACAAUUGACAACGUUAAGGCCAAGAUUCAAGACAAGGAGGGUAUUCCCCCAGACCAGCAACGGCUUAUCUUCGCCGGAAAGCAGCUUGAAGAUGGCCGAACCUUGGCUGACUACAACAUCCAGAAGGAGUCCACCCUCCAUUUGGUGCUCCGUUUGAGGGGUGGGAUGCAGAUCUUUGUCAAGACUCUUACCGGAAAGACCAUCACCCUCGAGGUUGAAAGCUCAGACACUAUUGACAAUGUGAAGGCAAAGAUCCAGGACAAAGAAGGAAUACCACCCGAUCAGCAGAGACUCAUCUUUGCUGGAAAGCAGCUUGAGGAUGGCCGUACCCUUGCUGAUUACAACAUUCAGAAGGAAUCCACUCUGCAUUUGGUUCUCAGGCUGAGGGGUGGAAUGCAGAUCUUUGUGAAAACCUUGACUGGGAAGACCAUUACUCUGGAGGUGGAAAGCUCUGACACCAUUGAUAAUGUGAAGGCUAAGAUUCAGGAUAAGGAGGGGAUCCCACCAGAUCAGCAGAGGUUAAUCUUUGCUGGAAAGCAGCUGGAAGAUGGGAGGACCUUGGCUGAUUACAACAUCCAAAAGGAGUCCACCCUGCACCUUGUUCUCCGUCUCCGUGGUGGUUUCUGAAGGUUUCUAGUAUUUUCGUCAAGUGUUGGACUAAUCAGUCUGGUCUGUGAUUGUGUAAUGGAAGUGCGUUUGCUUUUGUGUUUGUGAUUAUGCACAAUAAAGUUGUUGUCUUGUGAAGAUGAUGGUGCUAUUCUUGCUUUCGUAGCUACUUUGUGCUGAUUAGUUGUUGACUUG